Molecule: messenger RNA, 1089 nt
Organism: Durusdinium trenchii
Lineage: Eukaryota; Dinophyceae; Suessiales; Symbiodiniaceae
Source: the annotation of a GenBank genome assembly
AUGCCAGAAGUGGCGGCUGAGCUUCUCAGCAAGGAGCUCAUUGAACGGGACAAGGAUUGGGGAGAUCACAAUGGCUACACUGCCCUUUCGGAAGCGGCCAUGGCCGGCCACACGGUGGUCGUUGGACAGUUGCUACGGGCAGAUGCAGAUCCCAACCUGCAGGCGGCUGAUGGCCGGAGUGCCUUGCACCGUGCAGCCUUCCAUGGGUGGAUCCCCAUCGUGCGCUUGUUGCUGCAGCAUGGUGCUGAUCCGGAGCUGGGAGACGUCGAUGGCCGACGGCCGAUGGAGAUGACAAAGAAGGAAUCGGUGCUUGAGGUGCUCGGAGCCGGUGCUGAAGAGCACAAGGAGAUCAUCGAACAGAAGCGAAAAGAACGAGCUGAAAAUCCCAGAGAGCCAAAGAAGGAGAGCGUCGAAAUUCAGUAUCCUCCAAAGAGAAAUGGACCAGUCACAAGACGAUUGGUCCCAGAAAAGAAUGGCUCAGAUCAGGUGAAGCCAGAAGAGAAGGAUGAGAAGUUCUUGGAACUUCAUUCCUCCUUGGACAUCGUUACACGCCCAGAUGACUUUGCCAACGGCCGAGGUGACCGGGCUGGUUAUCGCGAAGAACCAGGGGUUCGCUUGCAACAAGGCAGCCUCAUUGUCGAAACCUCCGAUGGGCUUUUCGCCAGUGAUGAGGUGGACCAAAAGUCAGGACCCAGCCCUGAAGAACAAGCUGAAGCCUGGCUUCAAGACGUUGGCGAUCUUUUUGUGGCACCCAACCUGGAGGCCGUGAUGAAAGCCAAAUCUGAGGAUACCGACACAGCUUUACGCCAAAACCCUUCAAACUUCAAGGCCAGCUUCCGACGGGCCAAAGCCCUCUUCGAGCUGGGUGACUUGGAGCAGGCGAUGGCCGACGUGACGAAAGUGGUGGACCAUUACGCUCGGAACACUCAAGUCUCCAACCCGGAAGCGGUGGCGCUGCGCGCGGCGAUUCAGCUUGAGCUCAAAAAGGAACGCGCCAAAUGGGGUGAGAAAGGCGGCCCACGAUGGAACCGGGCCGCAAAAGAGUGUGAGCCACUCAUCUCUGAAGUGGGUCCUGAAUAUGCUGCGUGA